UUUCUCUCGCCUCAUGAAUGCGCGCCUUUAUUUCCCAUCCUCCUAGUGCGUGGCCGCGCUGCGCGCCCCCGCCAUCGCGUCAGGAGGAGGCAGCCCAACUGGUCCUGAAGCUGAGGAUGAUGAUGAUGAUGAUGGCGGUGAUGGAGGAGCAACGCUGAGUUCGCUCUCUCAGUUUUUCGCUCCCCCCUUUUCAUCCAUUCACCGAUUAUAUAUAUAGAUAUAUAUACAAAAACAUAGAGAUAUAGAAGCGACACCGCGCGGUUUGACCUCCUACUACCUUUCUCUCCAGCUCCCUCCCGUCUCUCCUGAGCCGAGAUGGGGAACGAAGCGAGCAUGGAGGGCGGCGGGCAGCCCGGGGAGCCGGGAGGAACCGCCGGGAUGAUGGGCUCGGUGAUGCCCGCUGGAGGACCAGGAGGACCACCGGGGGCUGGACAGCACAUGAAGCCGCUCAACGGAACCGCUGCCGGGGGAGGGAUGAUCGGAGGCCCCGGGACCGGGAUGGGAAUGGGGAUGACGAGGGGUCCAAUGGGUCCGAUGGGUAGCCCCAAGGUUGGCAUGCAACAAGGAGGCCAUGGAGGAGGAGGAGGAGGAAUGGGAGGAAUAGGAGGAGGUAUGGGAGGAGGUAUGGGAGGAAUGGGAGGAGGAGGAAUGGGAGGAGGAAUGGGAGGAAUGGGAGGAGGAGGUAUGGGAGGGAUGGGAGUAGGAAUGGGCGGAGGUGGAGGAAUGGGAUCCAGAGCUGGCGAGCCCUACCGCCUGGCCACUCACGAUACUCCGACUUCCCCCCGACACAUGCAGUCAAGCCAGGGGCACGGCCCAGGACACGGCCCAGGGCACGGCCCAGGGUCUGGCCACGGGAUGGGUCACGGUCCAGCUGGGACCCACAUGGGAGGCCACGGAGGUCAUCCAAGUCCCGGUCAGCACGCCUCCCGUCGAAACCUCCAAGUCGACUUCAGCGGUUCGGGCGGCUCCAGGACGGGCCGGUCUCCCUCUGCGUCUCCCGAUCGCGGCGUGACGCCCACCUCGCCCUACUCGGUACCACAGAUCGCACCGAUGCCGAGCAGCAAACUGUGCCCAGUGUGCACCAGCACAGAGCUGUCCAACCCACCGGCUGUACCCAACUACAACACCUGCACCCAGUGUAAGGCCACCGUCUGUAACCAGUGUGGAUUCAACCCCAACCCACACCUCACUGAGGUCCAGGAGUGGCUGUGUCUCAAUUGUCAGAUGCAGAGAGCUCUUGGCAUUGAUAUGACCACGCCUCGCUCUAAGAGCCAACAGCAGAUUCACUCCCCGUCCCACCAAGCCAAACCCAUCGUCCAGCCUCAGCAGCCCGCACCUCAGCCAACAAAGCCGGCAGCAGCAGUACAGCCCAAACCUUUGGCACAGAGUCAGCCCUCCCAGCGGCAGCAACAGCAACAGCAACAGCAACAGCAACAGCAACAGCAACAGCAACAGCAACAGCAACAGCAGCCGCAGCCGCAGCCUCAGUCUCAGUCUCAACCCUACGGCCAGGCUCAACCCUACUCCCAGUCGCAGCCAUACUCCCAGUCGCAGCCAUACUCCCAGGCGCAGCAGUAUCCCCAGUCUCAGCCACAGUCGUUCCCUGCGUCCAAGCCAGGGCCCCAGCCUCAGCCUCAUACCUCCCCAGGCUUGCAGAGACACCCAGGCCCUAGCGGCCCUCAGACUCAGACAGGGUCCUUUCAGCAGGGCAUGAGGUCCGACCCGUACUCCCAGAGAGGUCCCGGAGCUCCAGGAGCUGUUGGAGGUCCUACAGGAGGCCUCAACCAGCCUGGAGGUCCACGGAUUCCCCACCCUGGCGCUGUGCCCCUCCCCGGCUUGACAAAGGCUCCGUCCCAGCCCGAUUUGGGUCGCGGUUCCCCGAUGCAUCAGUCUAUGGCGCGGCACCAUGACCAGACCAGAAGCGCUGGCUCCUCCCCGGCCCACAGACCUCAGAGUCAGGCCCCUCCUCCCGCCCAGGACGGCCUGACCAAACUGUUUGGCUUCGGGGCAUCGCUGCUCAAUCAGGCGAGUACCCUGAUCAAUGUUGACCCUCUACCCACUGCCUCCACCCAGCCGAGCCCUGCACGAGGCAAGGUGGUGUUCAGUAAUGCACCUCCUGACAGCAAGCAGCAACAACAAGGGGCCCCUGGCACCAAGCCAUUCGGUAUGGGGGGCCCUCACGCUCCAACUCAAAUGGGUGGCCCUCACGCUCCAACUCAAAUGGGUGGCCCUCACGGUCCAACUCAAAUGGGUGGCCCUCAUGUGCCGGGCCAAAUGGGUGGCCCUCAUGCGUUGAGCCAAAUGGGUGGCCCUCAUGCGCAGAGCCAAAUGGGGGGCCCUCAUGCGCAGAGCCAAAUGGGUGGCCCUCAUGCGCAGAGCCAAAUGGGGGGCCCUCAUGCGCAGAGCCAGAUGGGUGGCCCUCAUGCGCAGAGCCAAAUGGGAGGCCCUUAUCCAACAAGUCAAAUGGGGGGUACUCAUGCGCAGAGCCACAUGGGAGGACCUUAUCCAUCGGGCCAAAUGGGGGGUCCUCAUACGCAGAGCCAAAUGGGAGGACCUUAUUCAUCGAGCCAAAUGGGAGGUCCCCACAUGGGAGGUCCCCACAUGGGUGGACCAACCCAAAAGCAGCAGACCACGCCACAUCAACAAGGAAUGCCGCAACAGCAGUCGCCCGCGCAUCAUCAAAAAGGGCAACAACAUCAGCAAUCACCUGCUCAUCAGCAAAAAGCGCCGCAGAAGCAGGAGCCCGUGGCGGCCCCAGCGCCUACUCCAGAGCCCGCAAAGCCUAAAGUGAACUGUCCUCUUUGUAAAACGGAACUGAACAUCGGCAGCUCCGACCCGCCCAACUACAACUCCUGUACGCAGUGUCACAGCCAAGUGUGUAACCUGUGCGGCUUCAACCCCACACCACAUCUGGUGGAGAAAAAGGAGUGGUUAUGUCUCAACUGCCAGACCCAGCGGCUAUUGUCCGGAGGAGGUCUCGACGAACCUCCACUUCCUGUUCCUCAUUCGUCUCCCAAACACCCGCCAAUGGGCUCGCCCCGUCACCAGGCGCCGACCAGUCAGCAAAGCCCUCUCCACAAAACCAUCAAUCAGCAGGGGCCCAGGCCGACCCAGCCCCAGACGCAGAAAGCGCAGGCGGGAACUGGCGGUAGCGGAUCGUUUGCACCCAAUGCUGCCAAACAACUGACCGACUCCAAGACCACGACGCCAGCUACGGCACCGGUAUCGACCACAGAGAGCCAGAAACAUCCGAAACCCACGGAGGAGAAACCCAAAACCGAGCCUGAGAACCAAACUGCCAAAGACCCCAAACUCUCCCAGAAGAAAGGAGAGCCGAUCACACCGAUCAAGGAAAUCAAGAAGUCCAGGCACUAUGACGAUACAAAAAACAACAGCACCCAUGACUUGUCACGCAGCCCUCAGAGCCUCAGCGACACCGGCUACUCCUCUGACGGCAUCUCCAGCUCCCACAGUGAAAUCACGGGUCUAAUCCAAGAAGAGGAGAUGAAGCUGAGUGAGAGGGGGAUCAGUGGACGGGGCUCCCCACCAAGCCCUUCUGAAAUCACCAAGCUAGAAAGCUCCAUGAGGCCUUUGCUGGAGAAGAGCCUUUCUGAAGAGAAGGUGGACAGAAGGGGGAGGAAGCACAGAGAUAGAGACUUGGAUGACAGAGGGAAGCAGCGCCCACGCUCCCUGUCAAUCCCGCCAGAUUCAUACGACUCUGACGAGGAACUAGAAGAUAUACUAGAGGAGGAAGAAGAUGCAGGAGACUGGGAGGGUAAACGGAAGGAAGGGAAGGAGGAGAAGAAGGAGAAGAAAAAGAAGGAAAAAGAGGAAAAAGAGCCCACAGAGAUGACCGAUGAGGAGUUCAUGAGGAGACAAAUACUGGAGAUGAGCGCUGAUGAAGAAAAUGAGGAGGAAGAGGAAGAGGAAGAGGAAGAUGAGGAAGAUGAAGGAUAUGGCUACCAGAAACCCAAGAAAAGCCACCAUAAACAUACCAUCUCUGAGUCGCAGAAAGAGAAAAGACGUCUUCAGCACCACUCCAGUAGUUUUGAGGAGGAAACUAAGAGCUCUACCGAUGUUUACAAAGGCUCAGUGGAGGAGGGUGAGGAAGAUGUGAUGGCAUCACAGGGAGGCUUGAGGCGCUUCAAAACCAUUGAACUCAAUAACACCAGUAGCUACAGCCGAGACAUGGAGCUUGGCAAUGAAAAUGACUUGAGCCUUGAUCGGGAACCAGAGCUAGAGAUGGAGAGCCUGACGGGAUCUCCAGAGGAGCGUUCUCGGGGUGAAUACUCCUCCACUCUGCCGGCCACUUCAUCCUCAUAUGGCUCAGGCCAGUCUCCUACUUCCAUCUCCUCAAUGGAGGAGGACAGUGACAGCAGCCCCAGCAGGAGGCAAAGGCUGGAAGAGGCCAAGCAGCAGAGGAAAGCACGCCACCGCUCCCAUGGCCCUCUCCUUCCCACCAUUGAAGACUCCUCAGAAGAGGACGAGCUGCGAGAGGAAGAAGAGCUUCUGAGAGAGCAGGAGAAGAUGAGGGAGGUGGAACAACAGAGAAUAAGGAGCACAGCACGAAAGACCAAGAGGGAUAAGGAGGAGCUGAGGGCUCAGAGGCGCAGAGAGAGGUCCAAGACGCCACCGAGCAAUCUCUCACCCAUUGAAGAUGCUUCUCCAACAGAAGAGCUGAGACAAGCUGCUGAAAUGGAAGAACUCCAUCGUUCUUCUGCUUCUGAAUAUUCCCCUCAGAGUCUGGACUCGGAGGCUGAGGGAUACGAGCCCAAACUUUACAAGUCAGGCAGCGAAUACAACCUGCCUACCUUUAUGUCUCUCUACUCCCCAGUAGAGAAAUCAUCAACGACAACGACCACCACGGCACCGUCUUCAACUUCCAAACCGCUAAAGAGCGCCGAGGAGGUUUAUGAGGAGAUGAUGAGGAAGGCAGAGAUGCUUCAGAAACAACAGCAGCAACAGCAGCAGCACGGAAGACAUGGGCAGUACUACGAGGAGGACGUCAAUGGCCAAGGUUAUGAUGAAGAUUAUGAAUAUGAACAGGAUGCAGGAUAUGACAACGAGGCAGCAGAGACAGAAACAGACAUCUACGAGGAGAUCCGCCAAACGUCUCAGAACAUCACCAAGAUGCAGCAGGCCACUGAUGAGCAAGUAGAGAUUGAGAUUGAGAGCACCUACGCAGACAAACAGCUUCUAGACACAGGCUCAGCUUUUGCUAAGCUACUGGAGCAAAGCAAUGCUCUACUAACUCCAGGGACCAGCCCGACCCAGAUCUCAGCUCCUGUCUCCUUUGCUGAGACUGGAGGACGGAUUCCUGAUGUCCGAGUAACACAGCACUUCUCUGCAAAGGAUGGACACAAAGAAAAGAUCAAAAGCCAAGCUGGAAAGAAUGGAAUAACUCCAGCAGUGGCUGCCACCACUAUUGCAGCUUAUGGUGUUUAUGCCAGAGAUGCAGUAACUAUCUCUACGACUAGUACAAGCCACACUAUGACGUCUACUCAGUCUGGAAUAUAUGGCCGGCCCACUACAGGUCCUGCCACAUCUUCUGCUACAGUCUCAAGUGUGUGCAGCAAGAUUGCAGAGAUUACCCAGGCUUACAGUCAAAGAGAAGUGAUCACCAGAAGGGUAGGGGACACCAGGGAUGUCCAGGUGCGAGACAGCUCGACAUCUUCCACUGAGAGAAUAAUUGAGCCACGUUCUCCCAAGUAUACUACUUAUUACAGGAGCACCAGUCCUCCUCUUUCUCCAUCACCACCACCACAGAGUCCCACCCGUUCACCUUCCAGAAGGAAUACAGCUGAGUUCUCUACACAGACUUUCAGUUCAGCGUUACGAAUGUCCGAGUCAGCUGGUCCUGGGCCUACAUCUCCAGUGUCGGCUCAGGGAACCCAAACAUCACAACAUCGAUCAGCUUCCCCGCGGCUCUAUCGUCAGCAGUCUUCCCAGGAUGCCCCAUACUCCCCACCUCCAAGCCCAGCUAGGCCAAUGACAGUGAACACCGCUACUUCUCCCCUGUCUUCGCCUACUCGAUUUAGCCGCCAAUCAACAUUUGAGAAUUACUCCCCAUGUGGCAGCCCUCCAGACACGCCACCUUACCAACAGUCUCCUAUGCGUAGCUUCUACCAAACACAAAGAGUGGAGAAAGUAAAUGUGGGAACAAGUAUGGUCACCACAGCCAGCGGUUACACCAGAGGGUCCAUGUCAAUGGACAACAUCUCCCUCUGUCGAAUAUCUACAGUCCCAGGCACUUCUAGGGUAGAGCAGGGCCAUAUGAUCCAAGGUGGAAGUGUUGUGGACCUCAGAACAAUCACCAAACCGGCUCCUAUUAUCAUGACUGACCAGGGAAUGGAUCUCACCUCCUUGGCCACGGAAAGCAGGAAAUACCAUGGUGGAUCAGAGGGUAGCAGACAUUCAACGAUUGUACAGCCACUGAUUAUGAACCUGAACACCCAGGAGAUCAUCACACCAACCACCGUGAGUGUCACUGUGGCUGCUUCCAUGUUCAUGACCCAACCCAAACAGCCAACAGUCUAUGGCGACCCCCAUCAAAACCAAGUGGAUCUGGGUCAGGGCAUGGGUUCGGCUGUUUGUCUUUCCCAGAACAAACCGAUCUCACCUCCAACUGACCCAACAAUACCAAAAAUUGAUGCCAAACUGGAAGACCUCAGUGUCCAACAGAGAGAGUUACAAAUACAGCAAGAGAAGCUACAGAAGCAACAACAGCUCCUUGAACACCAGUUGCAGCAGCAUCAUCAUCUGCAACAUCAGCAGCAACAGGCAUCCGCUUUGGCCAGGUACGGCAUGACUGGCCAGAUCUCACCUUUACUGAAAAAAGACUUGCUAGUCAGUCAGACUAGCGCUGCCUCAGCUGUGGUCAGCGCUGUAACACCAGUCAUUAACCCCGAGCUGUAUGGGACUGGUCCCGUUGAGCUGAAAGGGAAGCCCAGUCCUCCUGGUUUGAUGUCAGGAGGUAAUCUACCACAUAGCAUGGUCGUACAGAUGGACGCAGGGCCAGAGCAGGUCAGGGCGGUGACUCAGCUAGUGAAGGUAGAAGAAGGACAGGAUGCUAUGGAUCUGACAGGAGGCCAAAUUAAACCCGACAACCAACCAGCUUGCUGUGAUGUUGUUUACCGACUUCCAUUUGGUGGAAGCUGUGUUGGCGGUGAGAAAGAGGGCAUAAGGCCUCCAUCUGCCCCACCUCUCACUUAUGAGUCCGACCAAGAAAGACAACCUGGAGGGUACAAUGAGUAUCCAAUGGAUAUUGAACGUAAGGCCUACACUUUACCUUUCCCUGGUAGGCUCCAGCCUUCGAUGUCUGAUACGAACCUAGCUGAUGCUGGGCUACAGUACCAUUCUAAACUAGAGCCCCAACUCCAAGCCUCAGGAGACCUUGCCAUGGAUCUAACUGCUAUGAAACAGGCUUAUGGAGGGUUUAUGGGGAUGCAGUAUGGCUCCUAUACAGAUUUACGGCACGGAGGAGACAUCACAGCCCAAGCGCUGCCUAUAAGGAGAUAUAAUUCCUUGUCUAACAUCAGUUCAGACUAUGGCUACUCUGCUCGUGACAUUGCUAACUUCCAAGAAGCUAACUUGGCUCAGUACAGUGCUACAACCGCCAGGGAGAUCAGCCGAAUGUGUGCAGCACUCAAUUCCAUAGAUCGAUAUGGAAGCAACCCAGACUUGAUGCAGUUUGGUAGUUUGGGGAGAGGAACUGGGCCUGGGGCCGCCAGAAUUGCGGCAGGUCUCGGCAUGAGACAAAACCUCCUCUUUGGACUAGAUGGGAAGCCAAUCUCCCACAGUCAAGCGCUAACCAACCUUAUCAAUGCCAGGCAGGCCAGUCUCAGAGCCAUGUACCCUGCUGCUAUUAGGUCCUCUGAUGGGAUGAUCUACUCCACCAUUCAGACCCCCAUCGCUUCUACACUUCCCAUCACAACCCAACCUGCCUCUGUUCUUCGCCCAAUACUGAGGGGGGUCUACAGGCCAUACCCCUCUGCCAACAUGACACCUGUGCCCCUAUCCAGUCUUAGCAGACUACCAAUGAGCCCCAGAAUGCCCUUAACUGGGCAAGCUCAAGUCCGUUACCCAGCACCAGGUCUUCUCCAAACAACGUCAACUACUGCCCCUACUGCUGGUGCUGCAACAACUUCAGCACCAGUAGGUGCCCCAGUGUCUGUUUACUUGACAACUACUAGUUCUACAUUCCAGGAUGAACCGGUUUACCUCGGUAAAGGUGUAUCCUCCUCAGCAGAGGUCCCAGUACAAGGAACAGUUGUCAUACCAAUGGAGCAACAGCAGCAGCCAAUAAACCUGUCCCAGGCCCACCUGAACAGUCAACAACAACAACAGCAACAAGUGGCAACUGCUCAGCAGCAGCAACAGCCUCCAGCAGCCCACGCCUACCCACCCUCAGCUCCUUCACACACUCACGGCUACACCCAACCUCUAGUCGGCCCCUCCGGCCCCACUAGUGGCUUACCCAUCCCAGGGGGUCUCCCUCCCUUCCCUCCACCGGGUGCCAUACACAAGGAGGGUGAAACCGAGGCAGAGAGGCUGCAUCGGCAGCAGGAGCAGCUACUGCAGAUGGAGAGGGAGCGCGUGGAGCUGGAGAAACUCCGGCAACUGCGCCUGCAGGAGGAGCUGGAACGAGAAAGGAUAGAGCUGAAGCUGCACAGGGAGAAGGAGCAGAUGCUGGUGCAGAGAGAGUUGCAUGAGCUGCAGAACAUCAAGGAACAGAACAAGCAGUUGAAAAUCUUUCAAGUUAACUCAGUAAAACAGGUUCUACAGCAGCAGCAACAUGAACGCGAGAAACAACUUGUUCUCCAGAGGGAGCAGUUGGCCCAGCAGAAGUCCCAGCUAGACCAGAUCCAGUCUUUACAGCAUCAGCUCCAGCAGCAGCUUGUAGAGCAGAAGAGACAGAAAACAGCUGCAGCUCAGAGCGUACAGCUGGAUGUGAACGGACAGCCGCUGCCCCCUUACAUCGACUCUCAGAUGGGCUCCCGUUCUCUCCCCAACUCCUCGUCAGAGAUGUGUCUGAGGAGCCAGCAGGAGCACAUGGAGACCAGGAGCAACAUGAGGAAACACAGCUCCAUGACCCGGCUGAGCAGGGACAGUAUGGACGGAGACGGCGUGGUGUUUUACGGCUCCCCCCGCAGGAUCGUGGACAGCUGCGUGCAGACAGACGAUGAAGACGGAGAGGAGAGGUACAUGAUGCGUCAUCGCACCAGAAGGCGUGGUCGCAGCGUUGACUGCUCUGUCCAGACAGAUGACGACGAGGACAAGGCUGAGACGGAGCAGCCUGUCCGUCGAAGACGUUCCCGUUUCUCCCGGCACGCUGAGUCCAACGCCUCUGGCAGUGGCAAUGCCGCUACAUCUACCACAUCCACUGACACCAAGACUGACAACUCCAAGAUGGUAUCCUCCAGUAUCGCCAUCCAGACCAUCAGGGAAAUGUCUUGCCAGACGGAAGUGGAGCACCUAGGAAGAGUCUCCCCAGCAAUCCAUGUGACAGUACCAGACCCGAAUAAAGUAGAGAUUGUGCACUACAUCUCCGGACCUGAGCGGACCAACAAAGGACAGUCUCUAGCAUGCCAGACUGACCCAGAAGCCCAGUCUCAGGGUGUUGUAGCUCCCCAGCUCAGUGUACCAACCACGGUCAGUCCAUAUUCUUCCUCUACCAGUGCUGGAACGCAACAAUCCGGUUCUGUCGACCUCCUGACCCAGCAGCGCCAGCAGCAGCACAUCGCAGCAAACGCAGCCAAGUUUGAGCGCCGCCGCCCCGACCCGCUCGACAUCAACUACCAGCCUCACAACCACCUCCACAACGAGUCCAUCUCCAGCAUCAUCCGGCAGCAGCAGACAAUCCCCAAAUCCCAACAAGUCCUCUACUCCCCUGUCUCCCCCGUGUCCCCUCACCGCCUGCUGGAGACCUCUCUGUCCACUGAGAGGCUGAACAAAGCCCAUGUCACACCUCAGCAGAAGUCCUACACGGCCGAGUCCCCCCAGAGACACCCCUCUGUGCCCCGACCCAUCAAGAGCACCCAGAGGUCCAUGUCAGACCCCAAGCCCCUCAGCCCCACCCAAGACGAGCACACCAAGGCCAGGCUGUCCCUUUACCAACAGCAAGUACUCCAGAGCCAGCUGGCAGCCCUACAGCAGAGCUCGCUGCUCCGUAAGGUCAAGCGAACCCUGCCCAGCCCUCCUCCGGAAGAGACGACCACAUCAGCUCACCUGCCCAUGAUGGCACCUGCCCUCCAACAGGUCUACCUGCCCUCCGUGCCCAGUCACAAGCCCGCCACCAGGUCUGGCCUGGCUGCCAAAGCCAGCCUCCUCAAAGACCUCACCCACGAGCUGAAGGCCGUGGAGCAAGAGUCGACCAAGCUGAGAAAGCAGCAAGCUGAACUGGAGGAGGAAGAAAAAGAAAUCGAUGCUAAACUGAGAUACCUAGAGCUGGGGAUCCACCAAAGGAAAGAGACUCUGGUGAAGGAGAGGGAGAGGAGGGAUAUAGCCUACCUGAGGUGUAUGGGGGACACUAGGGACUAUAUGUCUGACAGUGAGUUGAAUAACCUACGUUUAGCAGCUGCAGCUGCAUCACAUGAGACCAAUGGGCUGCUGUCAACGAGGCCAAGCACUGCCCCACUGAGUCAGUUCACCAGUGACCUAAACACAGCAGCCCAGUACCCGCCCAGCUCAUCCUUCAUCUCCUGUCAGUACCCCCAGAGCCAACCGGCACCACCAAUUCAGCAAACAAGUGCGCCGUACCCGACUUCUACAUUCAACCAGCCUCCCUAUCCAACAGUGUCUCAGUCUCAGGCACUGCCACAGCCCACGCCCCUCCAGAGCCAUGUCCCCCCUCCUGGACCUUCUUACCAGUCUCAAACCUCCUACCCUUCCCACACCUAUCCCCAAAGUCAGCCCCCAUACCCCCAGACAGACAUGGGGAUACCAGCUGCCCCUCAGCCUCAGCCCCAACCGGGGCAUACAGGUUUUGGGCCUGCGCCGCCCGGUCAGCCCCCAUACCCCACCCACAGCUCACCCUAUCCCAGCGCUGUGUCCUCCUACCCCAGCCAGACCACCCCAUACCCCGGGCAGCCCCAAGUUGAUAUCCUGACGGUCCACCCGGGAAGACCGAGGCAGACUUCGCUGGCCGAUCUGGAGCACAAGAUGCCCACCAACUACGAGACAAUCAGCAACCCCACAGUCGUGGUCACCACCACGGCCCAGGACGCUAUCUAUUCCAGCGCAGCCCCCGCUUAUGGUCAGUACACCGGAUCGACCACCAUGGCCAGCUCUUACGGGCCAUAUGGGUCGGCACCAGUGUCCAGCAGCUACGGUGGGUACUCUACCAUGCCACCCAGCACUUAUGGCCAGUAUACUUCAACCGCAGCUAAUUCAUAUGGUCAGUACACCACAACCACUGCUAAUACUUAUGGCUACACCACCACCACAGCCAGCUCUUACGGACAGUACACUUCUACAGUUUCCAACGCCUACGGGCACUCUGUAGACAGUCCCUCCACGUACAGCACCGCAGACGGGAUGUAUGGGGCUCCUGGCUUAGAGCAGAACAUCCCAAGGAACUACAUGAUGAUCGACGACGUAAGCGAGCUUACGGCAAAAGACGGGCUGGGCACGACGACAGGGGACAUGAUGCAUCACGGCGGCAGUGGGCGUUACCCGGGCGACAUCCACGGCCACAGCAGCACCAUUGGCAGCACGACGCGUGGGGGAACUGGCAGCUCCUCGUACGGCAGGGCACCCGAAGAGGAAGCAGCGAUGCAGGAAGAGCUGUACGACCACCACGGCAGGGGUAAGAGCAGCUACAGGCACGGACCUCUAGGGGGCAGCAGCAGCAGCGUGAGCUCUAGCAUGGGUGGGGGAUCCUCCUAUUACUAUGACUACGACUACAAACACGGCGGCAUCCGCUCCGGGGCACAGAAACCUUCGUCGUCCGCCAGAAGCCUCCUGGCUCCUGCUGUUAUGUCCACCAAGCGCAGCAAGCACAGGAAGCUGGGGAGUAUGGAGCAAAAAAUCUCCAAGUUUUCCCCCAUUGAGGAGGCUCGGGAUGUGGAGGCAGAUUUGGCCUCCUAUACGGCAGCGACAGUUGGGGCUUACCCCGCCGCUCACAUUCGAGGGCGCCAGCUGAUCGAGGAUUACGGCUUCAAGGGGACCUUCGAGGGCGGCAGUGGCACCACUCAUGGUAUGCGACACUACGGUUCAAUGACGGAGGAGGACGAUCGGAUCUACUACACCUCCACCGGCCGCUCCCGUUCCACCGGCUACGGCAUGGACAAGAUCUCAGCCAGAGACUACUCUGGGUAUCGCAGCCGAUCCUAUGAGAGGGACGACCGCUCACAGAUCCCCCGAUCUGGCUACACCCGGGGGCGCCACCCAACCCGGCAGUACUCUGAAGAGGAGAGCCCGCUCAGUCCCCUGGGGAGGUUCAUGGGUUCUGGGCGAUCUUCAAGCUUAGGUCCCGACCCGUACGACAGUCGCAGCAGUAGAUAUCAUUACUAUUACGGCCAGUAUGGUUCCAGCCACUCGCUGCCAGACGUACAAGACCACAUACGGGAUCUUCCCAGGACUCAUGUCUACAAGUCGGAUGAUACAUACAUAAUAGACGAUUAUCAUUGUGCUGUGUCAGACAGCGAAGCCUACCAUCUGGGCCAAGAAGAAACGGACUGGUUUGAGAAGCCACGCGCCAGUUCUCGACACUACGGCAGCAGCCACUCAACUGGGAGGAGCCGGCACGGUGUCAAACACACCUACCAUGAUUAUGAUGAGCCUCCUGAGGAGGACCUGUGGCCCCAGGAUGAGUACGGCCACGGCGGGCGACACUCGUCGACUUCAACCCGUGACCAGCGGCACCAUGGCAGCUCUAGCCGACACUCAUCCGCGACACGUCAUUCAGAUGAGCCGAGGGCCUCGAGGUCAUCUAAGGGGCACCCCAAAGACCCGACAAUGCGUCAAGACCCUCAAGCGCGAUCCUCAUCUACAGGAAGGCGUGGCGAGUCAAGGUCCGCAGGGUACCACUCUUCGGAGUACUCCCGAGAUCCAUCUGGGCACCACCACGGGCAGCGCUCCUCCAGACAGGGGGACCCGCACCGUUCCUCACGCAGCAAGUCCCAGCAGGCAGUGGAUAUGCAGGGCCAACCACCAGGCUCCUCCAGGUCUGGCAGCUCUACCCGGGGUCAGGGCCCCGUCGGUGGGCCUACGGGAUCAGGGCGACAGGGCGGUCCAGGCUCCCAGAUAGACGGAGUUCCAGGACAGAGGACCCAGCUCCAACAACAAGCCCAGACAUCAGCGGCCCGGGUGGGGCAGCCCGGUGUCGCAGCGACCACCGGACAGCAGCAGCAGCCCCCAGUCCAAGGACAAGGCAUGGGUAUGGGCAUGGGCAUGGGCAUGGGCAUGGGGCCAGGCCAGGCCAAGCCAGGGCAGAUGGGACCAGCGGGUGGACCCAUGGGGCAGGCCAGGCAGACUGGUCCCCCAGGAACCGCACCAGCCACCAUGGCCAAGAUCGACACGACUCCGGUAACAGCGAUUGGAGCGAAGGCAGCGCCCGUCAUGGCCACAAAAACCGCCCAGCCCCCACUGACAGGCAUAGGAUCCAAGGCGGCUCCUAGGCCAGGAGGUAUUGGCAGCGCAGCAGCAGGUCAGCCUGGCGUGGAGGGAGAAGGCAUGUUGUCCAAAAUCCUCCCUGGAUCUGCCGCUGAGCAGGCCGGCAAACUGGGAGAAGCUAUCACCGGUUUUGGCAAGAAGUUCCAAUCUUUCUUCUGAGGUGCUAAGAUUAAGGACUAUGUAAAUGUCAAAUGACGAAGUCACGAGGCCCCGUACCAGAAAAACCUGUGAAGAUCCCCCUGCUUUUGUUUUACUAAAAGAGAGAGAGGAAGGAGAGAGAGAGAGAGGGGAACAGGGAGGAGAGCUGAGCAUACUGCCAACAAGGACUGGAAUCCUCUGGAUGCUUCAUGUCUCAGGCCUGAGCACACACUGGCAGAGAGAACAUGCUGCUCUCUCUGGCAGGUCAGACAAUCAUGCCAAGCCAACAUCCAUCUUUAGAAGAACUAUCCAGCGUCCCCAGCCAAAGAGUCUCCACCAAACUACCGCGGACCCUAGAACCAACCUGUAGCAGUUAAACACAUCUCCGCCCCUUCAUUACAAAAGAUCAACUGGCAGCCAAAAACGACAGCAAAAUUCAAAGAAAGUUUUUUUGUUUUUGCUGCUCCUCCUUCAUGCCAGUAGAGGGAGCUCUCACCGGAGAUCUACAUAGCCGUUGAAGACGAGUAGAACCACCUCCGCCCUCCAUGUGGAUUUUACACUGCAUCUUCGAUGGAAGGAAAUAAAAGAGUGGUGCAAUUCUACUCCUAUACGCUGACGACGCCACCGUUUAUAUGAGAGCUGCUUAACAGGAAAUGGUAGAUUUACCACGGGCAUGGUGGCAUGCUAGGAUCCUUGGUUUCACAGUCCUGUGCUCAAACUAGGAAUAACAACAAACCAGCCCUCUCUCCUCUUUUCUAUCUCUUCUCAAAGUAAAAAAAAAAAAAAGAGUGGGGAAAAUGGAAUAAAACUUUGCUAACAGGUUUUUCUGGUACAAAAGACCUCUUGUUACAUCACCUGGUCGGAAAUGGAAAUGUCAUGUUGAAUGAAUAAGACAACGCUAACGACGUAGCCGCGUGUCGGCUCGCGUUUCUUUCCACGGUUUGUUUCUAUCUACAUUCCAGAUUGGAACUGUUAAAACCUUUUUGCUCCCCCUCGUCCUCACCUCUCUGCGUUUCUUGAAUGCUGAUUCUUCUUUAUUUCGAAAUCCCCGCCCAACGAUCCUCAACUUGCCAUGUCUUUAAAGAAGUGUAUAGUGGAUAAAAAUAAAUGUAGGAAUUUGGAAUGCAUGGAACUUUAUAUCCAAGACCUUACACUGUUCAUCAUUACUUAACAGAGGCCAUAAAGACACUGGGAAACACAUCUUUUAGCUAGACGACGUAAACAAUAACAAAGAAGAGAGAUUUCCGGAGCAACACACAGGAAUCGGGCCACAGGAAUAAGAGGAGCCUUUUGUUAUUUUAAGGGGAAAAAAAUAGAUUUGGAGUGAAGCCGUAUAUGUGGUUGGGUUGUUUUUCAGCCAUUACAAAGCCAUUAAGACAACAUUUACCUGCAGUGCUUGUGGUGAUGGGGUUUCUCCAACAUGCUCCACAACAUUUGGCUCUCAGAUAUUUCUCAUGUUGUUGUUGGUGGUGAUCAUUUCUUGUGUUUCAUUUUUUUUCUAAUUUAUUUUUAUUUAUUGCCUGGUUCUUAUGUUGCAGGUUACCAAUAUCGCCUUAAUCAUUCUUAAAUAUUUUAUUUUGAAGUAAAAACUGGCAUGUUUUUUUAUUACAACCUGUAAACAUAUUUUCAUCACACCCUUUUUUAUGUAGUAAUAUCAGCUGGAACACUGGCCACAGUGAGAUUAAUUUUUAUUUUUGAUAAUUGUUUGUGAUAUUAUUUUUUCUUUUAUUUAUGUUUUGUAUUGUUUUGUUACCUUCAUCAUGCCCCCCUGUCAAUUUUCUGACUCUUAUUUAUUAUCAAUACUUAUAAAAGCAAUAGAGUAAGAAAGUAAAGAGCACAAUUGUGUCAUUUUAAAAGUUGGAGGAAUAGAAACGUGUUGCCUCCGUUUGUCUUACUUACCACUGAUGUACCGCUAAAGUCUGACUUAAACGUACCACCAAACGUACUCUAAUAUUGUACUACUGCUGUACUAAUACAUCAGAGAGCAGGAGCUCACCUGUAAACAAAGAGUUCGGUACCACCCCAGAUCUUCUCCUCCAACCAACAUGUCUUCAAUCAGCCAGUCAGUGGAUCGGAGUGAUACGCUGCUUGUAUUAGCCAGCUGGAGUCUGAUGUGAAAGCACUGCAGGGCAGCAGAGAGGCACUGAAAAGCAGACCAGUCACACAUAAGCGGCAGAACUGGACUUGACGUCGUCACCUGCGGGGGUUUGGGUUUCAACGUGACUCUUCUGACCCUCCAAGAUGGAUGUUUAUUGGGAGCCCCGCCAAGCUCCUUACACAUCAGUGUGUAUCAGCAUGUGUCUUCACUCUGUCAAAUGUGCACAGCACACGUGAAAGCACACUCGAGAAAUGGUGUCAAAAAAGAAAAAAAAAUCAGCACUCAAUGUGACUGAGGAACCAAAAACAACACUUGGUUGUGUCACGAAGUCACUCGCCUUUUUUUAACUUUUCAUUUUCUAUCGUGGUGGCGUCCAGACCUGUAACCCGACCCCCGAAAACCUCUCUCUCAGACUGUCAGUUGUCAUGGAAACUUCUCAGGUCAGUGUUCUCCCUGCUGUUGCUCCUGCAGUGCAUUGUGGGAUCUGCGGUUCGGUACUCAAAACGUACUCUUGUCGGGCCAAAACAUUGCGAGGCCUUCAGCAAAACCAACGAACCAACCAACUUACUGCUGUAUAUUGUCUGUGUGAACGCUCGCUGGGUAAACUUCGCAUGCCACCCGGCGCAGAAAAACCUCGAAGUCACCUCUAUAUUGUUCUGUUCCUAAUGUUUGUAUGUAUGUGUGUGGGGGUCUGUAUGCGUGUAUUUAACGACCAUCAUCCAAUGUGGAAAAGAAAAGAAAAAAAACACGAGUUCAACCACAACAAAUAUGGUGGGCAGAAGAGGCGACCUCUCAUCUCCAGUCCUUCUAUGCAAUGAAUCAUAUUUGGGAAAAAAAAAAAAAAGCAGAAACACGAGGAGGAAAAAGGGAAGUGAAAAUACACGAAUGGGAGAAAUCACAUUGUUUAUCACACCUGAGUUGUUCUAAUAUCAUUCCCUCAUAGAUCCAAAUAAGGAGAUUCUGUGAGUUUGUUUGUGUAUAAUAUAGGUCACCGGUAAGUUAGGAAAUAAUAAGAAGGGUCUUUGUAUUACUUGUGUUUAACCUGGCACCGGGUUCAGGAUCCCUUCUCAUCUCCUAAUGGGAGUUCCUGCCAAAGGGUCUCUCUCUAAAGAUGUGUUCAUGACAGCUGGGAAAUGGCAUUAAGAGCUGAGAGGACGAGUAAAGCGACGGCAGUGUUGCUGCCAGAGAUGCACCUGUUUUCAGUUAAGGAGUUUCUUUAUUUGCCAUAAAAAUACAAUUCUUCACCGUCACAAGAAAAUGUCAAAGGUCAAUCAGUAAUUCCUGUUGAAACUAGUCUGUUUUAAAGGAAAACCGCAUAAAGAUGAACCUAAAAUGUUCAUGAGCAAUAACCCCAAAGGAAAAAUAGUCCAUUUGCUGUUCCAAUCAGUGAUAUUAGAGAAGUAUUUCCAAGAGAAAACAAGAAAAUAAAAUACAUUUAAAAUGGUGCAGUUAGCGGAAGCACUUAAAGAUCCCAGUUGUCAUGGCGGCAUCGUCGGCUAUCUUGUUUUGUUUUGCUUCAAGCAAGGGGUUAACGGAGUAUACAGCAACGUUGUCCAGAGAUUUAUAUAGACAAAGAUAAAGAUUUAUAUAAAUAUAGACUAUAUACAGUAUAUAUAUAUAUAGAGAGAGAGAGAGAGAGGGAGAUUUCAUUAUAUUCCCUAACGUGGGUUCUGUCUGCUCAGGUGUGAAGAAGGAAAGCUCCUCUUUAUUUAUUUUAUUUAUUUAUUUAUGUAUUUAUUUUGAUGACCGUAUAUUGUUGUUUUGCAGAGAGAGAGAGAAGUAUUUAAAGAAUAUUUAAACACAAAGCCAGUUCAAAUACGACUAUAUAUACAUAUUAUAGACAAUAACACACAAUUUAUAGAUUAUAUUUGACUAAAAAUACUGUGGCUGUAGGCUACUAGUGAAGUACUAUUCAAGGUAAAUUGAAUUAACUGGUGUGAGUUUAUGUUAAAGGUGCACUGCCACGACACACUGGAGAUUUAUGAGCUAAAUACACUGUGGAACGUAAAGAAACUGCAAAUUCAUCUGUCUUUUUUAAUUUGCAGCAUGCUGUGAAAAUGAUUAAGAAGCUAUUAAUGAAAAUACAGAUUUUGAAAAGAGGUGGUUAAAACAUCCUUUAACUCCUUUACAACUCCUACACUUUAUUUGAAAUCACUGAAACUGUGUAAAAGAAGUCAGUAUAUAUUUUUUUGUGAAACAUUUACGAGAUGAUUUAUCUAUGUAAGAAUUUAUUUUAUCAUACCGAGAGAGGGGAUUGAAAGCUGGCUGAGAGCGAAGAGAGAGAUUUAGGUUUACAAUGAAAUAAAUAUACAGACAGAUGUCUAUAGAUCUAUAUAUAUCUAUCGCUGGACUGCACAACCAAUAUCUGAAUCUGAAAAAUCUUUUCCAUUGAAGUUAUGUUUUUUGAGUCUGUCUAACCAGAAAAAUGUCAUCCUGUUUAUUUUAUCACAGAAAAUCAGAUUGUUGGCUGUUUAAAAUGUCAUUUUCUGGUAAUGUGCUGAUUGAUUGUUUUGAUUCCAGAGGUUUCCCUCGGCCCUACUUUACUUUACGUACAAGAUUAGAGGUCAUAAUGCUUGUGGGUAUUUUCUGCCUCUAUAGAGUUAAAUUCAACUGCAGGAUUAAGAGUCUGAUUAUUCUGGUUCUGUUUGGAUCUGUUUGGACAAAACAGCACCGAGCCUUCCCACGUACACUGCCACCAGAUCAGUGACUUCACCACGGACGCUUAAAGAAUUAGUGUCAAAGUAAAUAAUAUGAGAGAGAGUUUAAAGUGACCCAAAUUAAUACCGACUUCCUCUAUUGUAUGUCGUAUGUUUUUGGAAGUUUGUAUAAAAAAAAAAAAAGAAAAACUAAAAUGUUCAAUAAAAUGUUCCUCAAUCACUUUUGCCUCAGGAAA
This is a messenger RNA of Sebastes umbrosus (honeycomb rockfish), 18743 nucleotides long. RefSeq names its product bassoon presynaptic cytomatrix protein a (gene bsna). Gene Ontology annotation, molecular function: metal ion binding; structural constituent of presynaptic active zone. NCBI's taxonomy places the organism in Eukaryota, Metazoa, Chordata, Actinopteri, Perciformes, Sebastidae. The transcript has 18 exons. The record is from RefSeq and is a predicted model, not a curated record. Gene Ontology annotation, biological process: presynaptic active zone assembly; protein localization to synapse. The coding region runs from base 316 to 13773 and encodes 4485 amino acids. Gene Ontology annotation, cellular component: cytoskeleton of presynaptic active zone; glutamatergic synapse; GABA-ergic synapse.